AUGGUUCUUUGUCGAUCCAUGGGAGCGGAUGAAGCUCUAGCAAAUGACUUACGACUUUUGGAAAGAGACUCUUUUGAUAUUGACCAAGCGACUCGGGACAUAUCAUGGCUGGAGACAUCACUUUUUAGGGUGCGAAAUCUACUUUCUAAUCAAGCCGCGAUAAUUCAUUGUUUGUUGCAACAACCUCAAAUAUCAGCUGAGUUAUGCGCACAAGAUGUGAGCAAUCCGCAGUUUCUCCAGGAAGAAGAAGGUACUAAAUCGUCAAAGUGGGGACAACAGUUUCCAGAGUUGCUGGACAAUCUCCAAAUUUUACUUGCUGAGAAGAAAACACAUAAAGCUUUAGAUGAGCUACAGAAAGGGAGAGUGUUUUUUGAUGAAAAUGCACCCCAGAAAUCGGAAGCUGCCGUAAUUGCAUUAAACUUGAAAUCAAUAAAAGAACGACUAGCAGAAGAACUAACUGACUCGACUAUGAAGGCUUCUGUUUGUGGCGUUGAGCUACGUGAUACAUGCUCAGUCCUUCAGAAACUUGGUGAAGGCUCAAGAGCUCAUGACUUGCUGCUUGUGUCUCACCGAAAUAGGCUACUGUACAAUAUCAAAGGUUUAUGCAGAAGCAAGAGUUCAUAUGGCGGUGCCUACACCGCAGCUCUUUCUCAGCUUGCAUUUUCUGCUAUUUCUUUGGCUUUAAAGGAUUCCACUGCUGUGUUUAAUGGAAACUUCAGUUGCGGAUCAGAGCUUGUUUUAUGGGCACGAGAUAUAACCCAAGAAUUUGUUACUUUACUAAAGAAGUAUGUGCUCUCAUCUCUAGCAGCGGCAGGGGGACUCAGAGCAGCUGCCGAAUGCGUGCAUAUGGCUCUGGGACACUGUUUUCUCCUUGAAACUCAGGGACUUGCAAUCUGUCCUUACCUUUCGAGUCUUCUCAAGCCAUCUGUAGAGGAAGCAGUUUCAGCCAAUGUUGUACGAAUUGGGGACAACGUCAUUGCAUUGGCUGCAGCAGAUGACUGGAACCUUAUCCAGCCCCUCCAUGAUCAGAGAAUGGGUGGGAGAGCAUCUUAUCACACUGCAGAGGGUAUUUAUGUACGCUUGUCAAGCAGUGCACACACGUUCAACAUUUUGAUCGAGCUGACCCACUCGGCCCUUGAAGCUUUGUGUAAGAUCUAUGAGCGCUAUGUGGAUCUCCUGAUAGACGCUUUGCUGCCUGACGGCCAGAUCUUGCAGAAAGGAAACAUAAAACUAGCAAAAACAAUGUCACAAAAACUUGUUGUCUUCGGCAAUGCAACGGCUUUAUCUGAGGAUAUACUCCCCAAGGUUUCUCGCUCACUACUUCAAUGUCAGGAGAGUUUCAACAGUCCCAUUGAUGAUGAGCAGCAGAAAGAGUGGAAGUUAUACCUGCAGCACACGUGUGAGAAGUUGAAGUCUACUAUAUGCAACAUUCUUAUAAAGGAUAUUCUGUACGAUAAAGAUCGAGAACUCCUGACUCCCGAUCUUUAUUCUGAAGCCGCAGACCCAGAAUGGCAACAAAACCCAUUUCCAUCGUCACCUUUCGAGUUCGUGUUAGACAUGCAAUUCGUGAUUGAGAUCGCCACUGAAAGAAGCUGCACUUCAGAUGUCAUGUAUAAGGUGGUUGCUGACAACAUCGCCCUAGCAAGUAAUGCAUUCGCAUUGAAUGGUCAAGAUCCAAUGAGGAAAGAAUCCAUAAAAGCAUACUCCACUGCAAAGAAAAGUUUGAGGAGGAGCGUGAUAGCCACCGUUGAAAGUGCAGUGCGGGAGCACAUAAUUCGAAUUCCAAGUUUGACUGCAAGGAUCAAAUCUCAGAUAGCCAAAAACUAG
Molecule: messenger RNA, 1827 nt
Organism: Selaginella moellendorffii
Lineage: Eukaryota; Viridiplantae; Streptophyta; Lycopodiopsida; Selaginellales; Selaginellaceae
Product: exocyst complex component EXO84B
Exons: 5
Coding region: 1-1827 (608 amino acids)
Biological process (GO): exocytosis; Golgi to plasma membrane transport; intracellular protein localization
Cellular component (GO): exocyst
Source: RefSeq, a predicted model, not a curated record